Molecule: messenger RNA, 4787 nt
Organism: Pangasianodon hypophthalmus (striped catfish)
Lineage: Eukaryota; Metazoa; Chordata; Actinopteri; Siluriformes; Pangasiidae
Gene: usp38
Product: ubiquitin specific peptidase 38
Exons: 11
Coding region: 203-3244 (1013 amino acids)
Biological process (GO): ubiquitin-dependent protein catabolic process; protein deubiquitination
Cellular component (GO): cytosol; nucleus
Molecular function (GO): cysteine-type deubiquitinase activity; cysteine-type endopeptidase activity
Source: RefSeq, a predicted model, not a curated record
AUGAUGACGUUUAUGUUCAUCAGCUGAUUGUAGGACGAGAGAAGAAUCAAAACACUGCGUUAAGAUAAAACUGGAUUAAAUUUAUUUAUGAAGCGCAUCGUUACAGAUUGUUCAGGGAUUGUGUAAAAUGACUUCUUUUGGUUUUCCCCUCUCAGCCGCUCCUUUCGUCUCCAGCUUCCCCAUGGUGCAGUAGAGCUCUGUAAUGGAUAAGAUCCUGGAAGGGCUGGUGAGCUCGUCUCACCCGCUCCCUGUUAAGCGAGCCAUAGUGAAGAUGGUGGUGGAGGCGGCUGAGAAAGAGGUGACGCAGGAGCAGUGUCAGGCCCUGUACCAGCUCACGGCACGCCUCAUUCUGCUGGGUGAGGACGCCUUCCAGCGGCAGGUGGGCCUCCAGGUGCAGGAGGCGUACGCGCGCUACCACCGUGACGAGUUCGCCCGCUUCCUGAGUAAGGACUAUGUCCUGGAGCUGCUGCGUCACGGCUGCAGCCCUCUGGACCCUCGUGAUCCGGCCAUACUGGACUUCCUGCAUGGCUGCUUGCGGCUUCUGAUCAGCUGCCCGGCGGUGCUAGAGCUCGCGCCGACACUGCAGAUCGAGGUCCUGCGCAUGGUGUGUGAGCGCCCUGACGCCGCGUUCUGCAGCAAGCUCGCCACGCUGCUCAGCGACUUCCCCCAGUGUGUGCCGCGCAACAAAGCCGCCGUGCCGCUCUGCCAGCAGCUGGUGCGCACGUUCGCACAUUUCCAGUGUCCGGCGGCUGAGGAGGCGGAGCUGAGGCGCUACGUAGGGCAGGUGGGCUGCGUGGCGGCGUUGCUGCAGGGCAUCUGGAAGGCGGAGCCAGCCACGCUUCUGCCCUCACUGCAGGAAGUGUUCGCUAUUAUCUCCUCAACAGAUCCGUCCUUUGAGCCGUCCAUUGCUCUGGCCAGUCUGGUGCAGCACAUCCCUCUGCAGAUGAUCACAGUCCUCAUCAAGAGCCUCACCACUGACCAAAACGUCAAAGACGCCAGCAUGACACAGGCCCUCAGCAGGAUGAUCGAUUGGCUCUCAUGGCCGCUAGCCAAUCACGUAGACACCUGGGUUAUUGCUCUUCUGAAGGGACUGGCUGCCGUGCAGAAGUUCACCAUCCUCAUCGAUGUCACCGUGCUUAAAAUCGAGCUGGUCUUUAACCGUCUGUGGUACCCUAUAGUGAGACAGGGAGCAUUAGCAGUCCUCUCUCACAUGCUGCUGAGCUUCCAGCACUCGCCAGAGGCCUUCCACCUGGUGGUCCCUCACGUGGUAACUUUGGUGAAGUCUUUAAAGAGCGAUGGCCUCCCUACCAGCAAAGCCUUCCUGCUGCAGUUCACCGAGCUCAUCCACUGCAUGAUGUACCAGUACUCUGGCUUCCCUGACCUCUAUGACACCAUCCUCGAAGUCAUUAAGGAUCUCCCUAAACCCAGUGAAGAGAAGAUCAAGUAUGUGCUGAACCAAAGUGCCUGGACCUCGCAGUCAAACUCUUUCGUCUCUGGACUGCUGAGGCUUACGGGCAAAUCGGAGACAGGAAAGACGGGACUCGUGAACUUGGGCAACACAUGUUACCUGAACAGCAUCAUUCAGAUGCUGUUCAUGGCUACAGAUUUCAGACGGAACGUAUUAUCUCUGAACCUGAACGGCUCAAAUACGCUGAUGAAGAAACUACAGCUUCUCUUUGCUUUCUUGGCGCACACUCAGCGAGCAGCGUACGCACCGAGGAGCUUUCUUGAAGCGUCUCGGCCACCCUGGUUCACAGCGGGCUCCCAGCAGGACUGUUCUGAGUAUCUCCGCUUUCUCUUAGACAGGCUACACGAGGAGGAAAAGACUCUCCGAGCUCUCCAGGCACCCAAACCUAAGACCAUGUCCUCUGACGCUGAGGGUACUGAUGAUGCAAAAGCUCAGAAUAUGACCAGCACCCAGUCUCAUUCUCAGACUAAACUGGUGGACACUGAUGGUGAUGGACGGACUCUGGUGGAGCGAAUGUUCGGCGGGCGUCUCUCCACGGGCAUCCGCUGCCUGCAGUGCCACAGUCUUUCUGAGAAAGAGGAACCGUUUACGGAUCUUUCUCUCGCUUUUUGCCCAUCGGGCACUGUGGGCUCCUUGACCGUGCAGUCCCACCAGGGGGCAGUAAAUGGCGGCAGUGAGAACUCUGAAGGCACUGCGAAGGAUGAGCGGAGCGAGGAGAGACCCAAGACGGAGACAGUGCUGUCCCUGUCAGAUCUGCUUGAGUAUUUCCUGGCACCAGAGAUCCUGGAGGAGGAGAAUUGUUACUUCUGUGAACGCUGCAGCUCCCUGCAGCGGGCGGAAAGGGCCAUACACGUGGUGACGGCCCCUGAGUACCUCAUCCUCACUCUUUUGCGCUUCUCGUAUGACGCGACGUGCCACGUGCGGCGCAAAAUCCUGGACAAUGUAGGCAUCCCGCUGCAGUUCCACCUACCUGUUCACCAGCACAGCACUUCCUUAUCUUCAUCACCACCACCAUCGGUGCAAAUGGACUCUCCAGAGAGUGGCGAGAACUUGGCCAAGAAGCUAAAACCUUCUCAUAAAGAGAAAGAAGAGGAAGACGGAGUCUUAACGGACAGCGGGAGAGAGAGCGGGAGAAGGGGCUGGGGGUUAGGGAUGCGGUGUGUACCUUACGGCCUGUGUUCUGUUGUGAUGCAUUCUGGGAUGUCCUCGGAGAGCGGCCACUACUACUCAUACGGCAGGAACAUGAGCAGUACGUCGGCCAAUCCCUCUUUUAAGAGUCCGGAAUCAGAUUCCGGUGUCGGCCUUUCAGAGGGCUCGACAGCUUCACAGGAAGUACUGGAGUGUGCAGGGCAAGACUCCGGGGACUGGUUCCUGUUCAACGACAGCAGAGUGACCUUUACCAACUUCCAGUCCGUGCAGAACAUCACGAGCCGCUUCCCCAAGGACACGGCCUACGUCCUGAUAUACAGGAAACAGGAAGAAGUUGGAGGGCAGGCUGGGGGUUCAAGAGCUACUGUUAAUGGCUCAAGGUUCAAUGGGGAACCACCUCUUCAUAAAGAUCUAAUGGAUGCCAUCACCAAAGACAACAAACUCUUCUUACAGGAGCAGGAGCUUAACGCCAGGGCCCGUGCUCUCCAGGCCGCCUCGGCCUCCUGCUCGUUUCGACCCAACGGCUCAGAUGACAACGAGCCCCCGGGAAGCUGUGGGCCUUCGGGUGGAGGAGGAGGAGGUGGAGGCGGCGGCGGCUUCAGCACUGUCAGCAGACUGGUUUUCUGAGACUGGGACACUUUCAGACUGUAACAGAGCAUUGGACUCAAAAACUCAACACUGGACCUCCUUCUGUCUGAAUCCAACAUGCAGAAAUUCUCAAUAACUCAAAACCACCUCACAAGCUUUCCUUCACUUACAUAUCCCUUUUUUAAGCCUUCUUACAAAGUGUUCACGAAAGCACUUUUUGGUAACACUUUACUAUACCACAUAAAGGGCCUUUGUAAUACAUUGCGUAAAUCCUUUUCUAGAGAAAUGCUGGAGAAUUUAUGAAAUGCUUAUCUCAGCACUAGAGAUUUUAUCUUAUUUGGGUUUACAUGAAAGAGAGAAGAGAAAACAACCUGUAAUUAUCACUGCGGAUUGACUUUUUAAACUUUUUUUUUUUUCAAACUUAUUAUUAAUUAGAUUGUUUUUAUUAACAGCAUGUUGAUAACACUGUGAAAGCUCUAGAAGCUGUAUAUUAGGGCUUCCUAAGUGUUAUAAAUGCAAAUCUGAUUAGUUUGAGUGCAUUCGAAUCAUAUAUUCAGCUCUCACAUUGGGUUCAAAAAAAUAAAAUGCAAACUGCAUUGAAAUGGUGCUUCAUAAUGCUUUUAAAUGCAAAUGGAGCACCAGCACUUCAGCCUCAAUGCUCCAGUAAUAAGUAGAUACAGUAGCUACACACUAAGUGAUAAUGAGCUGUAAUGAUAACCUAGGGUUCUUCUGUCUUCUUUCUUUUAUGUAAAAACAAAGCAAUAUACUUCAUAAAAACAGUUAGUCAUGUGACAAGGUUUUGACCUUACAUAAAAGCCUCAGCUGUUCCUUUAUUAAAUAUUUGUGCAAUGCUUAUGAAUGUGUUAUGAAGGUCCCCAUAUAAAGUGUUACCCUUUUUUACGGGUUGUGACCGAUCCAUUCAUGGUCAUGUAAUCUUCAUGGGUACCAUUGCUGUCUUAUGCAGUCAGAACUGAUUCUGAUCGCAUUAACCUCUGUAAAGAAAUCAGAUUUUAGCUUUUUAUUUUUUUCCCAAACAUGUAAGCAGUCAUGCUCCACUCAGACUCACAGCCAUCAUACUUGAACUAGUGUUUGUCUACCUGUCCAUGGGUUAUGCGGCGUACCUAUAGCCCAUGGACAGAUCACCUGACGUGCUGCAAUACAUUUACACAGAAGGAUGCAAUACUGAUUUUUAUUCCAUUGUGGAAUUUAAGCUAUAGUUUAAAAUAGCAAAAAUAAUAUCACUGAAUUAUAAUGGGAUAACAUCAAAAAAAAAAAAAAAAAAAAAAAGAAAAGAAAAAAAAGAAACGUGUGUAUGUGUGUGUGAAGAGAUUAUCUUGCAUGCUGAAUAUUUAAACCGAAUUUGGUUUGGGGUCAAUUUUCACAAUAUUGCUGUUUAUAUUGUUGUUUUCUGCUUUCAGGGCGAAUUUUUUCUCCCUUCGAUUUUAAACCGAUUUUAUGUGCCUUUUGAUACACAUUUACAAUUUUACAGGAAAAUUUGACUGGAUUAUAAGCCUUGUGUAGCGAUAUAGUGUUAAUAUUUGAUGUUUUUUUCCCCCCUCUAACAGUAAAGGUUCAUUGAUAA